Ogataea polymorpha is the source of this 2159-nucleotide messenger RNA. RefSeq lists its product as uncharacterized. Gene Ontology annotation, cellular component: Gtr1-Gtr2 GTPase complex; nucleus; fungal-type vacuole membrane. Gene Ontology annotation, biological process: cellular response to amino acid stimulus; regulation of autophagy; positive regulation of TOR signaling. Lineage: Eukaryota; Fungi; Ascomycota; Pichiomycetes; Pichiales; Pichiaceae. The coding region runs from base 22 to 1005 and encodes 327 amino acids. Gene Ontology annotation, molecular function: GTP binding; GTPase activity. The record is from RefSeq and is a predicted model, not a curated record. The transcript is spliced from 2 exons.
ACACAACCAAAUUAUCGCAAGAUGGAUGCAGAAGCGGUAUUGGCCAAGCAUAACAAUGCUACAAUUCUUCUAAUGGGCCUCAGACGGUCUGGAAAAUCGUCAAUUUGCAAAGUGGUGUUUCACGACAUGCAGCCUUUGGAUACGCUGUAUCUCGAAAGCACAACUAAGCCAACUACAGAAAACUUCAAGUCUCUGAUUGAUCUAGCAGUGAUGGAGCUUCCUGGACAGCUCAAUCUAUUCGAACCUUCGCUAUACGACUCCGAAAAGCUGUUUUCGUCGAUCGGUGCUUUAGUGUACGUCAUCGACAGUCAGGAUGAAUAUUUGAGCGCACUCCAGAAUUUGGCGGUCAUUAUCAAGUAUGCCUGCAGCGUCAACUCUAAACUCCACAUAGAAGUGCUAAUUCAUAAGAUUGACGGUUUGUCGGAAGACUUUCGGCUAGAAACGCAAAGAGAUAUUAUGCAGAGAGUCGGAGACGACUUGCUGGACUACGGCCUCGAUGGUGUGCAAAUCUCGUUCUAUCUGACAUCCAUUUUCGACCAUUCGAUCUACGAGGCGUUCUCUCGAAUCGUCCAGAAACUCAUUUACGAGCUUCCAGCACUGGAAAACCUCCUUGAUCUCCUUAUGCAAUACAGCACGCUUGAUAAAGUUUUCCUUUUUGACGUGAACUCAAAAAUAUAUGUGGCCACGGAUUCGUCGCCCGUCGAUAUGCAAACAUACGAGGUGUGUGCUGAGUUUAUUGACGUGACCAUUGAUUUGGACGGUCUUUACGAGAACUCCGGACAAGAAGCAGACGGAACUGUCAGAAGCCAGCCAACCAGGUGUGUAUCAAAAUUACAAAGCGGGUCGGUACUUUAUUUACACCAGAUGAUUCGUGGACUGGCCCUGGUGGCAGUUAUGAGACUGGAAGAUGACAACGAUACUAACGCGCUGGCUGUGAUCGACCACAACGUGUUGGUGUUCAAAAAGAGCUUGGAAAAGUUAUGGGAACGGGCCAGAAUAAAAUAACACAGCUCCGCAUUUUGUAUUCCUAAUAUACACUAGUCAUCUCUAUGAUUUCUCUGCCUCUGUUUCUCAUUUUCAAUCUUGUUGUUUAUCAGCAUUAUUGCCUGUUGGAUGGCGAACGGGCUUGUGCUCAUUAAAGUGAGUUUUCUCUCUGUGGCGCCGGGAACCUCGUCAUUGACCUUGACAUAGCAUCCGGUUAUAGUACGAAUAUCUUUGAGAUUCUUCCCGCCUUUCCCGAUCACUAGCCCUAUGUGCAUUUGAGGAACGUAAAUGUCCUGGUUGAUUUUUUCCUGUCCUGAUUGUGCUUGCAUUGGAGCAGGGACUGGUGCAGCAACCGCCCCAGCAGCGGCGCCUGGGAUAUAUUGUCCAUAAGAUUGUUGAACAGGCUGGCCCAUGUAGGGGCUCUGCAUUAUUGGAGCCGGAACCUGCAUUACUUGAGGAGGAUAUCCGUUGCCGUAGGCCAUUCUCGAGACAUUGCCGCCGACUGGUGUGCUAGGCUGGUUGCAAUUGGCCGGAUUGUAGAACACAGCCUUGGCCAGAUGCUGUUUGUGCUCUAUCACUGUCUGUGCCACAUAAUACGUGGCUAUGUGGAUGGCGUCCGCGACUCCAGUGAUGUGGAGGAUUCUGUCUGUCGAAGCAGGGAGAAUCUGGUCGCUUGCUUUCAACGCUGCAGCGGAAUUAUCCUCGAUUUCCCUGAAUCUCGCUCCCCUUUUCCCUAUGAUGUAGCCAAUUAUCGUGUGGGGGAACAACAGCUUCAAAUUAAUUUGUUUUGAAUCCACGGUAGAAGCCUCGUUGAAAGGCUCGUCCAUGAUUGCCCUUGUGAUAAGCCCAAACGCUUUUGCAACAUACUCUGCAGGUCCACGCACGGUGAUGACGCGUUCGGGGAUACCCUUCAAAUUUUCGCUGACGUUCACUCUUGCACUGGACAUCUCCUUAAUUCUGUUGAUUGUCUCGCCGCCUUUGCCGACAAUGGCAGCAGUUUCGUUAAUUGAGCAAAGCAUUCGAAAAUGCACAUAGGUGGGAUCGUCAUUAGUUGGCCUGUGAUGCGCGACGGGCUCCGGAGUCUCAGGCUGCGGUACCCGUUCUUGUGACUGUUGGUCGCUAUCUGCACGUUGAUCCGUCUUAGAAGGCUCCAGUGAGUCUGCCUGGUUAUUGUC